AUGAGAGACUCUCUAAUCAUGUUAUAUUCAAUUGGUAGAGGACAGAAAGGUUUCCUACCAUAUAUAAGCCUCGAUUUGGGUGCCAGCCGUUCUGUCGAUUCCCUCUCAUGCUCUGACAGUCCUGUAGUGAACAAAUGUUGCUCAACCCUCGCGACAAUUUUGAGUGAAAUUGCGGAGAUUCGACAUGAUGCUACAGAGAAGUUCUUUCCGUCGCUUUUGCUCUAUGAAAGUUGCGAGUCGGAAGUCUCCGACCAAUGUCGCCCGAUUCGGGAUAUGACGGAAUUCUUCCCAGUCCUCCUCGAUCUGUCACGAUUCCUUUCCAGAGUUACUCUGCUCUUCCGCAAUCUUCUCUUGCAAAUACGAUCUUUUCAUGGACUAGAAAGCAGCGUUCUACCAGGUGCCUCCGAGCGCAAACUCUUCCGAGCUUGGUCCGGACUUGGAGAACUACUUGCGAUUCUUCUGCAAGCUGAUAAAAUUAUCGAGAGCAGACAUGCUAUCCGAAGCGACUGGAACAGCUAUUGUCGAGCGAUUGGCACUGCACAACACAAUCCAGCUCAGUUUGACGUCACUGCCGAUUCCCUCCGUUCACUGAUUGCAGCAAUCGCCACUGUAGAAGGGCAAGUGAUGGCGGGAAAUGGGCUUCGAAACUGUUAUGAGCAAAGUUACGGUGAAAUCGAUGAUGACAAGCAUUUUGCCGCUCGAAUGCGUGCGAUUAUCGUCGAAAUGUAUAAUCACUGGGAGAAGGCUGCUGAGGGAGAUAUGCCUGACAAGCAUCGUCUUAUGGUGAUCAUCUCGCUUUUUGUCUUCUUUCAUCUACAUUUUCCUACGAAAGACACCAAAUUGCCAAAGCUGAUUUGGAAAAGUCACAAAAAGAUCGUGGCAUUCCAUCUUGUCGGAGAUAUCCUAUGGAUUCCAUGCGAAUUUCUUAUGCGCGAGGUGCCCUCCAUUGUGGACGUUGUGGACAAAAAGAGCAUCCAGUUUAUUCGACAUGUCAGGGAGACAUUCUAUGUCGAACAUUGUGAUGCUAUGCUAGAAGAAGCGAUCUCUAAGAUAUCGGCAGCUGAAGAGUGGCAGCUAAAGAUGCGCGCCGAAGAUCGUGGUACUGAAUCGCGAGAUGCCGCUUCAAGCUUGGUGGUGGCAGAAAUGAUGUUGAAGGGUGCACGAAUAGCAGGUGUGAUGGGGGAUUUGCUGAGAAACGUGCUGAAUUCCCAAGUGGGUGCUAUAAGAAUGUCUAAGGCGAAGGCGUACAAGAUGUUUAGCGUUGUUGAAAACAUCAAGGCGAUCUCGCAAACGUUCGCCGAUUGUCGUCGUAUGCUCUUUGAGUGCUCUCAAAUGGCCUGCCAACAAUGGCGAUGCCAUUCCUUAGAUCUUAUCGAGAGAGCACGACUCUCCGCUAGAGAUUCUGGUGAUACUCAUCGAGCUUCUGCUUUUCACAUUGCCAUACAGUGCUUACUUGGGUCUGAAUCGCGGCUGAGGAUAUGUGUUUGUGGCACUGCUUUGGAGAUCGGCCAGUACAAGGAAGCGAUGCGUCGUAUUGACUCUUCUCAACUUGAUGCCUUAUUAUCACGGCUAGAAACAUUUUGUAGAAUUGAUUCCAUUAUUGAAAGGGUAACCGAUUGCUCUUUCCUCAUUUUCCACCGCGAUCUCCUCACUAUCUAUUGGGACACUAUUCUAGAUCGAAUACCAGUGAGGCAAAGCAUGACGCGCUUCACUCUAGCCAUCUCGGACUGUAUCCGCUUCGUAGAGAAAUCCAAAAGAUCCAAGCAAAUGGAAUGUUUCCGCGAUGGCAUGGUCGAAUCGGUGAAGAAGGGAUUUUUGUUACCUUUAUGCGCUGCAAUUGAGAAUGAUCUGCGAGUGUUGUCGCAUCAGCAUCUUGUUGUGGAUGAAAGAGACAAAUCACCUCAUGAGAAAUUGGAUUUCUACAAGAAAAUAAUGUCUGAACCUGAGAUCCGACUACAUGGCCUCGUUUUUAACAUAAGUGAUUUUGUAACUUGUAACCUCCAAAAGUUGUUCUACGACUUAACUGCUGUUACUUUACACGAUCGUCAUGCAUACAGAAAAAUGGCGAUGUUAGCUAAACAGAGAUACGGUUUGGACUUAAUCGAUGGGAUGCUGCCAAACUGUUCAACGGGACAAAGUUUAGACGUUGUCGAAGUGAUGCGUUCUUUGGCGCAGUUUGUUACGAACUUCAAUUAUUGCCUGAACCAACAACUUUUCAUAGAAAAAACUUCUCCUAAUCGCUCACUUCGUGUACUGACGGCAGAACACAUGGCUGAUUCCUUACGCACUCAUGGAUUAGGAGUUCUCAAUACCAGCGUUAAUAUCACUUAUCAGUUUCUUCGGAGCAAGUUCACCAUAUUCAAUCAGUUCCUGCGAGAUGAGCAUAUCCACGCACACCUGCAGAAAGAUAUCCGAUAUUUCCAAGAAAAUUUGGAAUCACUGAAAAAAUUGUAUCCUCCUAGACGAGCGGAACAGUUUAAUCUUGCAUUCUCACAAAUCGCCACCCAAGAAGAGGAGCCUACUUACAUGGAUCGUUUUCGAAUUCUCAUCACACAGAUGGGCAACGCUCUUGGAUUUGUCCGGUCGAUGUCGUCAGCAGCUUCUGUAGUGGCGAGUCAGAUGAAAUCCUACGACACAGUAGAGGACGAAAUCGUGAUUCCAGAUACUGACGGAGACACUCCACUACAAACGCUUAAGGAAUUGCUCUCGGAUUUGCGCGAUCAGGCGAACAAAAAUCGCGAUUUCACCAAGAUGCUGGUUGACGUGUUCCGAACAGCCUUCAUUGACAAUUCGAAGUUCUCUCACUUGAUGGAUUUCUAUGUGGCGGUACCUGCACUCACUGUGAAUUAUGUCGAGCACAUGCUUGUCUGCAGAGACCGUCUCAAAAAACGGGCACAGCUUCACAAACAAACCACUUUCACGGAUGACGGGUUCACAAUGGGUCUGGCCUACAUCCUCACAGUGUUGAACCUUUGGCCUCAAUUCAGCACACUGAACUGGUUUCGAUCUAUUGCAAAGAAAUGCGCUGCUGAUUAUGAAGCACUCACCGAAGAGUUGAAAUCUAGCAAAGAUCCACGUAACGUCCACCUCAAAGCAGCUCGGCUACAAGCGUUUGAAAGAGAAUUCAAGUUGUUGUCGUAUACAUUCCAGUCGGCCCGGGUGUUCUUUUCCAUAGACGACGACGUUGAAUAA
Necator americanus (New World hookworm) is the source of this 3192-nucleotide messenger RNA. RefSeq lists its product as uncharacterized. The record is from RefSeq and is a predicted model, not a curated record. Gene Ontology annotation, biological process: endosome organization; endosomal transport. Gene Ontology annotation, cellular component: endosome; WASH complex. Bases 1 to 3192 code for a protein of 1063 amino acids. NCBI's taxonomy places the organism in Eukaryota, Metazoa, Nematoda, Chromadorea, Rhabditida, Ancylostomatidae. The transcript is spliced from 28 exons.